GUCACGUGACAUACACCCCGGAAGUAGCCACAGACCAUAAGAAGCACACCUCUUAUACUCUUUACCAUUAACUGUACCCACGUUGUUUAACUAUUUCAGAUUUGUCUUCCCACGGGCGUUAUGCUUCCCGCAGCUGCAGCUUUUCAUUUCCCCUGGGAAGUAAACUCCGGAGCAGUGCAGGAGGGAGAGUCAGUGAGAGUCUUUGGCAGACUUGUCUGCUAUCAGCCUGAGGAGUCCAGGGCUACGCUGUCAGCUCAGCAUGCUUCAAAAGAGCACCACGUGACGAUUCACACCUUGUUUGUGGAGCCUUUUAACCCAAUAAUUGGGGCCCAGUACAUCGUUCUGGGUGAGAUUGAAAAUGCUGAUGGGGUUGGUGCGAUGGUUCGCGCUCGUGUGCUGAACUGCGUUGACGGAGUCAACGUUGCCCUUCUACAGAAAGCCAUCAACGAGCAAAGGAGCUUCUUCAGGGAGAGGGAGCGCCCAUGUGACGAUGCACAUGCAACGUGAUCAGGGUGCUCGAUGAGUAUCAGGACUGCAGCGCUGCCUCUGAGGCUGUUUGCCAAGGUGCACUGGAGUGACGCUGUGUGCGCUCAAGUGAACUAAACACUGUUUGGUUGACUGUAAAAGACCGUUGGCUAUCUUGUUUACCUCCAACCUUUGUAGUUCUUCGGUGCUGCCAUUUUACAUGGUGAGCAUUAUCAGUCUUAACCUUGUCAAUGUACAUGUGUGGUCCCAUAUCAUUCACACAUGCUUUAAAAGGGUUCCAACAGAUAUGUCAUGUAUGGGUCACUUGAUAUUGAUUAAAACAAAACUAUGGAUAUAUGAAUGAAA
Cyclopterus lumpus (lumpfish) is the source of this 831-nucleotide messenger RNA. RefSeq names its product TEN1 subunit of CST complex (gene ten1). Gene Ontology annotation, biological process: negative regulation of telomere maintenance via telomerase. Gene Ontology annotation, molecular function: telomerase inhibitor activity; single-stranded DNA binding; telomeric repeat DNA binding. The record is from RefSeq and is a predicted model, not a curated record. The transcript is spliced from 3 exons. Bases 121 to 507 code for a protein of 128 amino acids. Gene Ontology annotation, cellular component: CST complex. Lineage: Eukaryota; Metazoa; Chordata; Actinopteri; Perciformes; Cyclopteridae.